Physella acuta is the source of this 1265-nucleotide messenger RNA. Its product is annotated as NXPE family member 2-like. The record is from RefSeq and is a predicted model, not a curated record. Lineage: Eukaryota; Metazoa; Mollusca; Gastropoda; Physidae.
AUGACAAGAAUGAUUUUGCCAUUUUUAUAUAAAUCUUGGGCGUUAUCAUGUGAUGACUGGGUGGACGGGGAUAGGCUACAAAAUCCUCCACCUCAUGACGUCACAGCGGCUGAACUUGAUUUUUUGAAAACAAUAAGAGGUAAACCAUCCCAGAAAAUAGUGCGGCAUCAUAUAAAGAUAUUCACGGAAAACAAAGGAAAUCUUCCUGAUUUGCCACCUUGUAGAAAGUCCAACAAAAACGUCACGUGGGUCAACGUGAACCCCAAAGGUUUGUGGGCGCCAGGCAACAUCUGGACGUCCCUGGUCUGCAAGACCGAAGACGUCAUCACUUCGCGCUGGACACUCAACUGUCUCAGAGACACAAACGUCUGGAUAUUCGGGGAUUCCAAUGCCAGGCUCGCCUAUUUCACCCUGAACUAUCUAACACAGUGUAUCAAAAGUGAAGGCGGGUGGCCGCUGAAAGGAAGGUGCUACGUUCCUGAAUACAACAUCACCAUCAAUCUCAUUCCACACGAGCCACCGAGGUAUUCGCUAUUUAGGCGUUCAGACAACUUCACGGGAGUUCCCGAUUUUAUACAGACUCUACCCGCUAACGAGAAACAUGUUCUAAUCAUCCAUUACUAUCUCCACUUUACCCCAGCUCAUCUCAGCGUGUUGUCUCUGCGCAUGCGCAAACUAAGGACCGCCUUGGAAAAAUUGCUAGCGAAGAACCCGAAUAUUCUUGUUGGGUUGAGAGGACCCCAUGUGGUUUCCUUGUAUUACUCAAACCACGCCGUAGGGGGCGAUCCCUUAGGACCCCAGUUCUUGGAGCUGAUAAGGAAACGGUUCAGGGGUUUGGAGGACAAGGUCGUGUUUUUAGACAUGUGGGAGAUGUCCAUUGGUAUAGAGAACUUGGACUAUCAUCCUCCACAGUUCUUGAGCCGUGAGAUGAUCAAAUUCUUUCUAUCGUUCCAGUGCUAGAAUUGGUUACGAUUAGGUUUGAAACAGUAACUACUCAGUAUUAGAACUUCGACUAUCAUUUGAACCGUGAGAUUAUCAAAUUCUUUCUUUCUAGUGCUAAUAUUGAUUACGAUUAGGUUAGAAAUAGGACCUACUCAGUAUUACAUGUGCAUACAUUAUGUUUUAACAAGUAUCCAUGGGCAUAUUAUUAACCAAAAUAUGAAAUUUCAUCGAAACGCUUUAAUUAUAAAAUUUUUCAUUCUUGGUUUUUAGAAUUAUUUUAGUGAUUUAUAGUGGACACCGUUUAAAAAAUUACAUAGAUUCCA